AUGUCCAAAGAAGACAACUACGCCCCUGUUCCUAACGACCCAAAUGUCUUGCUUGACAACAAACACUGGGGUCGGCAUGGCGACAUCAAGCCAGAAAACAUUCUUUGGUUCAAGAAAUACGAAGAGUCGCGUCGCAACUUUCUUGUAAUAUCUGAUUUUGGGUUAACUCGAUUCAACACUGCCGAUUCCAGGUCCAAAGUCGCUUAUGACGCAGUCAAGGGUUUCUCAGGAUCUUAUCGGCCUCCCGAUGUGGAUCUGAAAAGAACAAUAUCGCAGAGGUAUGAUAUCUGGUCCCUGGGUUGCGUCUUCCUCGAAUUCGUAUCGUGGUUUCUUGUCGGCCACGACCGAACACAGAAAGAUUUUACAGACUCUCGACUCCAAGAAGAUGGAUCGCAUACUGGAUCGAGGAUUCUUCUUGAGGAUAAGUUUUUCAACUUCAAUCCAAGUAAAGAUGAUGCACCCUCGACAGCUGAUGUAAAGACAUCCGUCACUGAUUGGAUUGAUGACCUGCAUCAACAAAAGAGCUGUGCUGAGCCCGUGCAUGAAAUGCUGAACCUUAUUCAGUACACAAUGCUUAUGCCAGAUGCUAAAGAGAGAUGGGCUUGCUCGAGGAUACAGCCUGUAAUUAACGAGUUGAUCCGGAAGAGCAAACGUGACGCAGCUUAUGCGACCAGUGGGACUCAUGGCGUGUCCGAUCCAUUGAGAUUCCCCUGUAUAUCUGUGGAAUCUCCUGCUGUAUGUGAUCAGCCCGAUAACAUUUGCCAGAUUGUGACUGACACCGGAGAGCAGGAGGGCAAAAUACCGAGUUCACCUGGCACUCCUGACAAGUCCGACCGGAGGGAUAGAUCGUUAUCUCUUUCACCAGCAGCUGCCGUCAGCAGUAGAGAGUAUAAGCUAUCCCCAACAAAGGACCGGAUGAAACGACCGCCAGUCAAGCCAGUGGGCUCUCCAGUGCAAUCGUCUUACUUCUCGCGUUCAGCCACCAAACCUAUUUCCAUGCUGGCCUCUGAUAGAAAGGGUGUUUCGAGAUCGGCGAGGUUGUUGUCCUUUAGUACAGAAGAUUCCACACAAUCGAUCAUGAGUGUGUCGGAGGCGGCAUCAAGUUUUGCAAGUACACCAGACACAUCCCCAUUCUCUAGUCAAUCGGCUGAAGAUUGUUUUGAUGCACCCGAACAAAAUUUGGUCCUAAGGUAG
Messenger RNA from Colletotrichum paranaense, 1194 nucleotides. Its product is annotated as serine/threonine protein kinase. Gene Ontology annotation, biological process: peptidyl-serine phosphorylation; peptidyl-threonine phosphorylation. Bases 1 to 1194 code for a protein of 397 amino acids. NCBI's taxonomy places the organism in Eukaryota, Fungi, Ascomycota, Sordariomycetes, Glomerellales, Glomerellaceae. The record is from RefSeq and is a predicted model, not a curated record. The transcript is spliced from 2 exons. Gene Ontology annotation, molecular function: ATP binding; protein serine/threonine kinase activity.